GGCGGGGUUGUGAUAGUUCAUUAUCCCUUGCAUCACGAUGGUUCUCGAAUUUCAGGUAGGGUGAUACCGAUAGGUGGAUCCCCCUCUACUGCGCCUUUGGAAUAUCUGGGGAUGGCAAGUCCAUGGUAUCUAGCUUUCCCUAUGUCAGAUUUCUUCUGCCAUUCGCCGUUUUCAUCUAAAACUUCUGUUGACAUGUAUUAUCUCUCAUUCUGUAUGCAAGUAGUAUCUUCAUCCGGACUUUCUGAGAAUUACAUCUGCAAGACUCUCUGGAUAUGGCAUUAAGGAUUACUUUGUCUGGCAUUGCUAUCCUUGGAGCGGUCGUUGAUGCUAUACCAUCUAUCGCAUACCCCAUCAAUUCUCAAUUCCCUCCUAUUGCGCGCGUGUCAAUACCAUAUUCGUAUACAUUUCCUCAAUCAACAUUCACUUCAACGUCCCCUCUCAGCUACAGCUUAGCGGACUCGCCUCAAUGGCUCUCUAUUGAUAGUACUUCUCGAACAUUAUCAGGCAUACCAUCUAGUAGUGAUACUGGCAGUGGAGCAGUAACGGAGGUCAUCUUCGGAGUGAUUGCAAGCGACUCCUCGGGAUCUGUGACGUCGAAUACUACUCUAGUAGUGUCCAAAAACUCGCCACCGACAAUUAAAAUAUCAGCCCAAUCACAGCUUGCUUCAGAAGGGCCUUUCUCAGCACCAUCAACCUUAUUAUACCAUCCUUCGUCAUCCUUCGAGAUCAGCUUCGAUUCGGCAACAUUCUCAAGUCCCAGCGGAACAGCUCUUAAAUACUACGCUUUAACAGUCGAUGACACACCUUUGCCUUCUUGGGUUUUUUUCGAUGAGAAAACCCUUACUUUUAGCGGUCAAACACCAGAGUAUGCCUCUCUCAUACAGCCACCGCAGACUUUCGGAGUCCAGCUCAUUGCUUCGGAUAUAUCUGGAUACUCUGGAGCAUCGAUCCCUUUCAACAUUAGAGUUGGGGUGCAUCUGCUAGCAUUUAGCACGGUAAAUUUGGUUGUCAAUGCUACACCAGGAGUGGAGGUCAAUUACACAGGUCUACAAAACAGUCUGCAACUUGAUGGGCAACCCGCCAAUGCUUCAAGUAUAGUUUCAGUUACUGCUCAAACGCCAGAAUGGCUUGACUUCGAUAACACGACUCUCAGUCUGAUCGGAACACCACCAUCUGACGCCAUCUCGUACAAUGUCUCCGUACAGGCUAUAGAUAUUUAUGGGGAUAAAGUUAAUACUGUGGUGCUCAUCAAGAUAGCUACAGCAUUAUUCGUUGGUCCUAUUAAAGAUGUGAAUGCAAGUAUCGGAUCUAAAUUCUCUAUCAGCCUUGGUGCUUAUAUUGGAAACAAUUACGAUACUACGUUAACGGCACAAGUGUCUCCACCAACGGAUUGGAUAUAUUUUGAUGCUCAUAGUUUCAGGAUAUGGGGAAAGGUGCCUACAUCUGUUAAACCUUCGAACAUCAAUAUUACACUUACAGCAACCUCCAAGACAUCCAAACGCUCUAGCUCUGAAUCUUUCAAUUUGGCCAUUCAAGCAUCAGAUGGCUCCUCACCCACAAACAGUCCAUCAGCAUCGGGUACAUCUGCAACAUCCGGUGUCAAUUCACCUGCAAGUGCGAAUUUGAGCAAAGGCGUGAUAGCAGCAAUCGUGGUUCCAGUAUUGGUUGUCUUCAUCGCACUCAUCCUCUGUCUGUUUUAUUACCGCAGAAGACGUUCUAGUCCCUCACUACGUUCAAGCGGACCUUCCAAAGAGGAUAUCUCAGGUCCUAUAAAAAGCAUGUCUAGCAUAGAACGAGCAUAUUCUACCAAAAAGAUUGCACCACUACAACUCGAUACCUCUGGCUUCUCUAUCGAUGCUAGUUCUAGUGUUUAUACAUCAACUACUCCCAAUAUCGUGGUUCAUGACAAUCGCAAAUCGCUCCGGCGCUCACAAACUUUGGCUCCAAAGUCGAAGUUUCGCGAAUCUCAAAGCUUUGGAAACAGGGCGCGUGCAAACUCAGAAAAUGCAUUGAGUAAGACCCCGAAUCGGAGUACAUGGAGGAAUACUCAAGAAACGGAUUACACUUUGGAUAGUUCGAGAACAAAUAGUACUAACAUGCUGCAACGGAACUAUUCGAAUUACUCACGGAAAGGAUAUACAAGACGAUCACAAUAUGUUGUUAGCAAUGAUCCAAGGCUGAGGAAUAGUGAGAUGAACCAAUUUGGCAGCCAAAGUCUCUUUGGCACCAAUCCUUCUGAUGGUACAAUAUUGAACUUGUCAGAUAGUAAUUUUUCAUCCUCUCCUUUGGAUAACUUCUCUGUGUUAUCAGGAGAUUGGAGUAAGGCAACCCGAGCACCUCUUGCGCCACGACAAAACAAACAAAGUCAGAAUAACGAGAGAAAACGAGCCCAUCGUAAAUCAACAACUCGAAAUCUCAAUUUCGCAUUGGCAGAAGGUGUAGAUAAACGGCUAAGUGGACUUGGUCACGGAGCUCGAGAAUCCAUUUCUUCAUUCGAUGUCCUAAAUACACCAGGUCGUAGGGGAAGUAUAGGACAUGGUCAACAUCCUAGUCUCGCACGCAAUUCCCGCACGUGGAAAACUGUUCACACUCUUGAUAUGGAUGUUGAUAAACAUCGCAGUGCAACAAGCGUAUACUCAACUACCUCCACUGACCUUCUGAAAUUUGGGCACGCAACGGUAUCGCAAAGUGGCGGCAAGGAAAUUUUAGGCAUAAAACCCGUACCUAAGAGUCCUCAUGCCCCAGCACCAAUUUGGGAGUCGGAAACAGGAGGAAAUAGUAGAAUGUCGUAUAGUAGCAUCAGCACACGACCAGUCUCUCGUCGUGGGGGCGCAUCUCCCUUCUUCAGCGGCGGGGGAAUGGCUUCUGUGCGUCGUAAGGCAAGGAGAAGUUAUGCGGAUUCGCCAACGGUGCCUGAAGAAGUGCAGAUUGGCGAUGAAGUACAAGCCGCUGGUACGGGUACCAAUAACGAUUCGCUGGGAAUAACAUAUCCGAAUGGAUAUUCGAGCGCUAAAGAAGGUACCAGACAGUUGAGAUCGUAUAUCCAAGCUACAUUUAGUAAAAGUAGAUUGAGGGGGAGUGACAGUUUGGUUAGCUUAGACAGUAGGUUCGAGAGUGUGAGUCCGAGUAUGCAAGAAUUACAGAUUCGUCAGGAGCAAGUGCCUGAUUCGGGAAAUGCUUCUCAGAAUCAGAGUAGACAUAUGCAGCUUUUAGAAAUGGAUAGGAGAGAAAGAGAACGAGAACGAGAAAGAGAGAAGGAAAGAGGAACAAGACAACAAACCACGGAAACAGAAAAUGGUAGCGACAUCCUCGCCAGCGAAUUCAGCGCCGGCAGCUGGGAAAGCAUGGGCGAAAGCACAGAUGUAGAUUCGCAACCAAAUUUCAUACGACACGGCACUACCACGACGAUUCCCCAAAUCCCUCAACUUCCCACUUUGGGCGGUAGUACUAGCGGAUCUGGAAUCGGAGGUGGAAGCGCAACGGAAAAUACAACGAGAGCAAGAAGUUCCACACUCGCCAUCCCGCACUUCUCGCCUUUCCUAUCUAAUCCCUAUACCCCAGAUCUCGGAGCCCAAUCCGCAGAUUCCAUCUGGCACGAGCAAAAUCCAUCACUGCGACGAUCUACCGAUGCAGAUAUAAAAGAAGGUUCUCAUUACCCCUCAACCUCUCAUCCGAUAUCCAAAGAAAAAGGAAAAGACGUCAAAUCCGACGACAGAACCCGGGAAGAAUCGCCCACGAUGGGAAAUUUGAUCGUGGGACCUAAUGCGCGCAUGGUGAUGGGAGCGGGACGGAGACCCGUCAGUGUGGAUGCGAGGGAGAAUCGGAGAAUUGGGAGUACGAAGGCGAGGAUUGGACGGCAUGCUGAAGGGGGGGUGGGGAGCGAGGGCGAUUUUAGCGCGUAUAUUUGAUUUGGUUUGGUUUGGGAUGAUGUGAGGGGGAGAGGAAGGGGUAAUUGGGAUUUGGGAUUUGGGAUUGGAAUUUGGUUUGUGUGAUGGAUGAUUUUUGGGUUAUUUAUUUUGCGUCUUGAGAUGAGGAGGAAUGGGUGAGAGGGAGGAAGGGGGAAGGGAGGGAAGGAGUUGCAUAGGAUAGAGUAGAAUAGGAUAUGAUAUGAUAUGUUAUGAUAAUACAUUAAGCCAUACA
Molecule: messenger RNA, 4140 nt
Organism: Botrytis cinerea B05.10
Lineage: Eukaryota; Fungi; Ascomycota; Leotiomycetes; Helotiales; Sclerotiniaceae
Gene: Bcaxl2
Product: Bcaxl2
Exons: 1
Coding region: 273-3908 (1211 amino acids)
Cellular component (GO): membrane
Molecular function (GO): calcium ion binding
Source: RefSeq, a predicted model, not a curated record